Messenger RNA from Trichomonas vaginalis G3, 475 nucleotides. RefSeq lists its product as uncharacterized. Lineage: Eukaryota; Parabasalia; Trichomonadida; Trichomonadidae. The record is from RefSeq and is a predicted model, not a curated record. The annotation marks the transcript as partial. The transcript has a single exon.
AUGGAUAGAAAAUCUGCUAGAAUAAAAGCAGAGUUGCAAAGAUAUGGUUGGAGAGUUUCGAAGAAGUUUAAAUAUAGGAAGGGAAGACCCAUAAAAGUCUAUGACAAACUGGCUGGUCUGACCUACGAAAUGGAUUUGGAAACAGCACGUGCAAAUUAUCCAAACAGACUAGAGAGGUUAGAAGAAGAACGUCUUAUGGACAUGCCUUUCGAUGUUAGUGAACCUCAAGUUGAAGGACACGACGGCUUUGCCAGAUUCUACUGGAAACAUGACGAACAAUUGCAUCCUUUGAGAAGGAAAAAAGGAAAAGGUGAAGACACACAUGCUCCCAUGGAAAGAACAAGAUAUGCAUAUGAAAAGUAUCGUGAAGUUAGAAGUCAAAUUACAUCUGGUCGAACCUUUACAGUAAACUUUGACGAAGGAAAGAACAAAGAAGGCUUCAUGGGUGUACUUGCUGCAAUUCAAGACGGAAAUA